This is a messenger RNA of Porites lobata, 14174 nucleotides long. NCBI's taxonomy places the organism in Eukaryota, Metazoa, Cnidaria, Anthozoa, Scleractinia, Poritidae. The record is from the annotation of a GenBank genome assembly.
GACCAACCUAAAUGGCGGUCCUUCCCUCUCGCUUGCCUCGUGUUCAAGUUUGAUGCAUCGAUAAUUGCCUCACAAAUAAACUGAAUUCAGAGGCGUUUGCAAGGAGAAAAAUACCGAGGCAAGUAUAUUUACAAUUUCCAGUUUUGAAUAACGAAAUUCCUGAUUAGAAAACCGUAACUCGGCGACUGAAACCGACUUCAGCAAAUAAUCUGUGUGACUGAUUUAGCGAUGGCGUCUCUUCCGUUAUAGGUAAUACUGAAGGCGAUCGAUUUCAAAUUGCUUGAAAAUGUCCUUUGAAGAAGGAGGAGAUCUCGCUUCCUUUGCUGCUAUCGCUGAAUCUACGAUUGCCAAUAAGGAAGGUAGGUUUUAGAAGAGUAGAAUACGACUAUUAAAGCUAAGCAAGUAAGCUAACUGUUCCCCUGGUCGAUCCGUGAGUAAGCUUCAUUUCGAAACCGUUCCUUGCUGUAAACUCGCUUACAAACACUACAUCUUCCUCACGAUACUUUGACAAUGUUUUAAAGACGGUCUUGCCGCGAAGCUAACGUGAACUUGAGGAAAAGUUUUGCUGUUUUCCGGGACCCAGGCCUUCCGACCUCUAAAAGCAAGUCCCAGGUCUUCAAAAGAUUUUAGCGUUAUGGCCGUCGCCCCAGACUUCUGACAAAAACCUUUCCCAAUCUUUCUCAAUCUUCACAGCGUAAAAGGUUUUGUUUAGAUGAUUCUGUGGAUUGUUCAUUGACCAGUACUUUUCGCUACUUUCUAAAGACAUCUGCGUUGUGAAUCGUGUAUGUGAUGUACGAAGACAGCCUUCUUUCUUCCCGGCGAAGCUUCAACUGUAGUAUUGCGCGUCAUCACCCAAUUUACUGAGUUUUUCUUUGAGUAAUCGUGGCUUGAAAGGGACGUUGAACAAGAAAUAGUUAUCGGGGGUUUUCAAGGAAGAUUCUAUUCUGUAAAUCUUGGACCGUUGAUAACAAUAAACUAGAGCGUAUUUACAAAAAAAGGUACAGCGUGAGUUUUCGUGGAUUUCAGUCGCCAUUUAUAAAACUUAUUAACAUAAGAUAACCUUAUUAAACAUCACAUUACAGCACAGUCUGAUGUUUUCAUAUUUUAAUGCAUGUUUUGUGUUAGCAGUGUGUGUAAGAUCCGAUAAUUCUCAUUUUCAUGAUAACCUUACAGUCGUAUAAUCUGUUUUUGUUUUUGUUUAGAUUGAGGCUAUUGUUUUAAAUGAAACCUCAAUAUUUUAGCUUAGGGAAGUUUCCGCUGGAGGAUUAAGGCAUUUUUCUGGCUAAAUUGAGCAAAAGGAUGACACUUAUUAUAUGUAUAUAUUAGUUGUAUUUAAUAUAGUAAGAAUAAACUAAAUACAAAACAGGAGGUAAGGUGUUGAUAACCAAAAAAAGUCACUAUUUUGACUAAAAUAAGUGAUAUUUACAUAAAGUACCUAAUGUAGAACAUUUGCAUUACAUAUUUACUCUGAACCUAAAAACCCCAAGUUUAUCUGUCAAUAUUCACUAAGAAAUUAUGGCAAAAAUGUUAGGAGGAAUUGUUAUAAAAUCUGUUGCGGAAAUAAGUUGGCAAGCAUUAUGCAUCAGUCAAUUCCACCUGUGCCCAGGCCCCCCCCCCCCCAUCCCCGGGCUGACCCCCGGGAAUUAGCAUUUUUUUUGCCUUACAUGGCAAAUUCUCAGGGGUGGGGACUCUUGAGCUGGCAAAUCUCCCAGGGUAGGGAAGAAAAAAGAGGGCAAAUGCCCCGUCCUCCGUCAACAGUGCAACAUUUUUUAUUGAACGCACACUCAAUAGUGCCAUUUUAAAGUGCGAUUUUUUGUUUCAAUUAAUGUCUUCCUUGGUAAUAGCGCUAGGAUUCUAAUUAAGACUUCACGCCGCGAUGACAUGCACCAGUUUAUGGUUUUAGUAUUGAUAUAAAAUUAUUGACAUUAAAAUUAAUAGAGCGCUGUAAAGUUAUAUGUUAUGAAUAGAUUUAUAAAUAUGAAAGGGUGUUCUUCAAAUAAUAACAACAGAAAUUUGAUUCAAUAACCAAAAACGUUGAUUCACAUCAAUAGCUCCAAUUUCGCUAUGUAAUUCUGGCUUGAUAAGCAAUGAAGAAAUGCAUACAAACAUGUAAAAUCGAGAAAAUGCCUUUAUAACCCUCCACGAUUAUUUAUUCCUGUCCUUGACAGAUAAGCCAAUCUGCUUUUUUCCAGUCAAACCUUCUGUGUAGUUGUAUUCUGAUAGGAAACCGCGUGCGUGUCAAAAGCUCGCGAAUGGCCCGGGGGUUGGCAAAUGCCCGGCCCCCGGGCAGUACAAAAUUUGCAAAUGCCCCACCCCCGGGACUGACAAGGCGGGCAAAUGCCCCGCAGUAGCCGAGGGGGGCUGGGUGGAAUUGACUGAUGCAUUACUCCAAUGGUACAAAUAUUAUUAAUUUCUUGACUUUCUGAUAAUAUUUAAAAUUUCACAAAUAAGCAUCCCUUUGUCACGAUAAAGAAACUAUUUGAAGUUUACACCUCUUCUCACAGCAAGAAAUCUAUCUUAUUUGGGCCAUCACUCUCAAAAAAAAUGAAAAAAUUUAGUUAUGUUGUGGUGAUGUUACACUGAAUGAUUUCUCAAGAGCAUUUUUAGCGCAACAGAGUAUUGCCAUUGGUCUUGGGGUGUACAAACAUCACCUUUAAUCUCACUUGAAAAAAUUAAUCUGAACACUUUGUAAGGUGAAGCAGUAUAUGACAACAAAUCAUAUGGACCUGACUAGUGCAAUCGAUAAAGUUAAGAAUCGAUAAUACUCAAUAACUAAUUGAUAAAAGCCAUUGAUUAAAUUUAAAAUCGAUAGAGGAAAAACUUGUGGCGAAUUGAUAAUUAACAAUCUUCAUCAAGUUUUGUCAGAGUUAUUGAUUUUAAUCAGCCAUAAAAUUUCCAUGUGUUUUAACAGUUAACACUGGCAAAGAACAGGAUAAUGUUUCUGGAACAAAAGUACAUAAUUUAUGUGGUUUUAGACUGAUACACUUGUAGAGAGAUUCAUUUUACAAAUUACACUCAAAAUUGUAACAAAACAUUUUCAAACCAACAGGAUAAAGAAGGGGUACAAACCCGGGGGGGGGGGGGGUACUGCCAUAUAUGGGCUAUAUAGGUAUGUGCCACUGUGAAGGGUAUGGUUUUCAAGCAGUUUACUCUAGGAUAGGGUAUAUAAAUCAGAACAUUUGGGUCUAGAAUAGGGUAUCAUUUUUCAGGAAACUGAUCAGUUGGUUGAAGAUUUUAUCUAGACUAGGCAAACAGUUGCUCUAGGACAGGGCGGAUUUGGGAAGUUUACUCUAGUAUAGGGUAGCAAAAUUUAGCUGAACUAGCUCUGGUGUUACUAUAGGUUAAGGGUUCCAGGGUCCCAGCUUGCUUGCACUGGAAACAGUUCAAGUUGAAACUUAUAUUUCACGUGGUGAUGAUACUGUUUUAGUGUACAGUACAUGUCAGCGAGACCCUUGUUUCUUCAAAAAUCAUAAAAACGUAUGGUAAUGCCAAUCACUAGCUCUUCGCAAGUUUUUCAAACAACGCCCAGUUUCCAAAGCAUCAAUUAUUGGAUUUUGAACCUCGAAGGCAAUGAAAGAUCAUGAAAUUGAUAAUACCGUUAAAAUCAAUAAAAUUGAUAGCGCUAACAACGAAAAAAAGUUGUGGCCAUUGAUUUAACUAGUAUUUUCCCAAUGCAUAUAUCAAAUUAUGUACUGUUCACUAACACAAUUUACUUAUAAGUCACAUCCGAUCUGUUAGUUUCAGCAGAAACUGUUGAGGAAGCCACUGAUGCCACAAAGAAUCAGGAAACUACUGAAACAAAAGUAGAGCAGGAGGCAGCCAACAAUGAAAGCAGUGAAGAAGUCACUGCAGAUCCAGCUCCAACUGAUCAAAGUGAGAAAACGACUGAGGCGGGAAACAGUGAAGAAGUUCCUGAAGCUGCUGAAACAACAGAGAACAGUACUGUACAGUUGACAAGUGAACAGCAACGCACAUAUGCUAAUCUUCAGCCUAUAUUUCUAGCCAUGGAAAUGGGACAAGAUGCAGUACAGGUUAGUCAAGGAGAGGAACAACAUCAAGAAGCUACCGGCUCUACUACUGAGGAGAUAGAACAGCAACAACAGCAGGCAUUUAUUGCUACUUCCAGUGAGCACUUUACACAGUCAAGCCAAGCUGCUAGCAUGCUGCUUAGUAAUGUAGUUACUACCUCAGGCACUGAACCGCCAGCUUCAUUAGCAUCAAUUCUUCAAGAUGUGGUAUCUGGUAUGCAGAGUGGUGCAGGAUCUGUUCCAGCUGCUAUAAUAACAGAUCCUAACUCUGGCAGUGGUUCUUUCCUGAUUGUCAAUCAAAAUGGAGUGCCAAUUGUGCGACCUGUCCUUGUUUCAAAUCUUCCAGCUGGAGGUGUUGGCCCAGGCGGAGCAGUCAGUGUAUCUGCAGAGACUCUUCAAGUGUUAACUGCAGGUCUUCAUACAGUUGAUGAUGGUUCAGGUGGUGGUCAAGAGACAGUCACAGUAGACGUUGGUGCUACUGAAGCUGAAGGUAGGUUUUCUAAGCAAAUUUAUGCAAUAGAGGGAUUUCUGUAUGACCUUGAAAAAUUGUUAUUUGCUUCAUUAGCGAAUACUGAAAAUAUCAAAACCUUGGGGGUUUUUUGCCUACAUUUUGUAAGAUGGAGAAAAAGCAUUGUUCAAUUGUGCAAUUGAUCACUGAAUGUACAAUACAGUAUGUAAUGUAUGGAUUAAUUUCUAGAAAGUAACAUUCAUAUUGCAAUCAGUGUUCUCCUCAUCAGGCGGUAACUGGUAAAAUUUACCGCUUGAAGCAACACUUCUUACCGCUGCAACCUCUUGAAGUGUUACUAAAAUUAAAUAAAUUGUUUCAAAGAAUAUGUAAAUAGUGAUCCAAGCCGAUCCCCUCAAGAAAAGGAAGUAGCUUUGUAUACUUUUUGUUUUUCCGUAUUUACUCUUCCUAAUUACUAUAUUUAAAUGCUGACUGGCCUCUUUCAAAGCACUGCAGGAUAACGAUUUUUUUGUGGGCUUAUGUCCCAAUUCUAAGCUUUUUCGACCAGCAGCUAAAGUUCGCGACUUCCGCGACUUGUGUUGCUAAAUUGACCCUAGCGGCAAGGCAGCCUUCAUUUGUAAAAUUCUUUGUUUUGAGGAGUUUACUGCCAAGCUAAAAUUUAGGGAGAACACUGUGCAAUGUAUCAUGAAACGGAAAAAGUUUCAGACAAUGUUUCAGGAAUACUGCCGUCAUCACUUGUGGCAAAUGUUCCAUCCUAAAGGGGCUGGAGUUUUUGUUUACAAGGAAUUGAAAUCAAUAUAAAUUUCCCUUCUAUUUUUCUUCUGAUUUCAGUUGGGUUGGCACUAAAUAUUUUCAGAUUUUAUAUUCCACUGUAGAAUGAGCACUGGGAACUUUUCUUUUCCCCAAAUUUUAUUGUCAAUGUCAAAUCAAAUUAAAAGUGGGUAUUUCUCUAAGUUUGUAACUUACAUGUAGGUGCGACUGCUGCAACUGGCGAGUUACCAGUAGAAGCUACCGUUGAUAUUGGUGCUGAUGCUGUUGCCAUGGUAGCAGGUGCUCAAACUGUGUCUCAAGCAGUUACCCACAGUGGUGCAGACUUGGAUGAAGGAGAAGAGGCUGCAGCUGCCUUACAAAGUAAGAUUAUUAGUGUUACAGUUAGAUGUACAAUGAAAUGGCCAUGCACAUGCUGUGUACCCUAUGAAUACAGCCGUUUCCCCUUUUUCGUUGCCGCUUGGGACGUUUCACCAGGAGGAACAUCUGUGUAUUAGCAACAGAAAUUCCAUACUGAUGACGUAAAAUCUGUCCAGAAUCUGGUCAGGAGCUCUGAUUGGUCCACAUAGUAGUUAUAUUGUUUUACCUAUUGUCGAGGAAUGACAGACAAAAUGCCACAGAGGUCAAAAUAAUGUAAAUGCAGAGUUCUUCAAUAGAAGGCGGCACCCGGCGAUUGAUCACCGCUUACUUUGGGAUUUAUAGCCGCUUACUUUGUGUUUAGGUCGCUUUUCUUUGCUUUGUUUUGACGCCUCUGGCUUUGCUGAAGAGCCUCCUACUUUAUCAGUGAUCACCUCCUACUUAAAAAUCUAUUGAGAACCCUGAAAUGGGGUCGUAAACUUGAUGAAUCUACUAUAAAACAGUCAAUAUUCAGGGAAUGUAUUCGUCUAUAAAAAAAAAAAAAAUGUUUUGCUGGAGCUCGUUCGCAGUAGAACACAAAACUUUACUGUUUUCGACCAGGAGAAACAUAAAAUCAAACAAAUUUACACCUGGAACCCCAUGAAUAUAGAUUUAUUACGCAAACAUUGCUUUACAUCGUCAAUAUGGAGAGCCACAGACGUUCCUCCUGGCAAAACAUCCCUAAAAGCAAAGAGCAAGGAGAAACGGUUGUAUUCGCACGCUACAUGCUGUGUACCCCUAUAACCUUUGUUCUCUAGCGUAUAAAAAUUACCAUACAUGAUAGUACUAACUAUGCCCUAUCUCUGGUUUACCCAUUACCCAUUACUGAGCAGUGUAAAAACAGUCUAUUGCAAGUGACUUUAAAUCUACCCUAAAUCAACUGAUGUGAUACAACUCAUUUUGACUCUGAAGAUGACUGCCACAAAGCUUGUUGAAAUGUCAAUCACUGUCAACUUACUCCACCUACUUAUGAAAAGACACCUGUGUUCAAACCUUUCAUGGUACCCACCAUAAUACAAAUUUUUCAUGGUUAUCAGUAUUAGUGCUUACCGGUAACUCUUCACUUACGCAUUAGUAACCAACUUCUUACUUCUCGUUAUAAUAAAAAACAUAGCCUGCAUAGCAGACACUCUAAACCACCUGUAUAGAGUGUCUGCAAAUUUGUGCACAGUAUUGUGUUCGAAUUCCAUAUAAUUAUCCUUGUGGCAUUUUUGAUUGGGUAGUUUCUUACGCAGUUUGUGGUUAGUCCGCUUUGAAAACAAAUGUUGAGGCCAAACACAAUAAUUUUCAUAGCUCGUGAUAGUUUGAAAUGUGACCUUAAAGUUAGAGGUCCUGUUAAGGUAAAAUUCUGACAAGCAACAUGGCCAGCCUUGACAUAAGGCAAAUGAAAUGGUGACAAAUGACACAAAGAUGGCCAGUUGGAACUGUCUGAAUUUUGUUGUUCUUGAGAUAAGUGAGUCUUUGGAAUGGCACAUGAUGUCCUGCUGUUUCUCCAUUGGUAAUUACUUAUGUUUUAGCUUCAACAGUCUAUAAUGGGCAGUGCAUCUGCAGCAAUUGGAAGACAUUGUAAAAUGAUCAUCAAGGAUUGUCCUUAACCAGUUGGCAAUUUUACGAACACAUUCUGGCCUUCAAGGAGUAUUCCUUAUUUUCCUGUUCAGGAAAAAGGCUUCAAGUUUGAACUGCUCUUUCACAGCUGUCAGUGCCCUUUGCCAACUUUUGACCUUCCUGCAUCCAACCGUCAUACACACAUAAGAAUUGAACCAAUCGCAAAGCACAUAAGAAACCUGCCUAUCAGAAAAGCUCACAUAUACACCUCCUGCUGCUGAAUAUCAGGACGAGCUUUUGCGCACUAAUUCGCAGAUGGACUAUAGUCUAGAUGAUUCAUGGGCCUGCUGCAAUGCAGGGUAUACAAAAUGCUGCUUGAUCAAUUAUUAGUUUCAUGAGAAUAAAGGAAAUGAUCGCCAAAGAUCAAAAACAAAUUACAAUGGAUAAUCUUUUCAGUUCUACAAAAUAUUGGAAGAAAAGUGUCAGGAAUGCAUGUGUCCAUGUUGAAUUUUAAAAGAUUUAGAAUGUUAAUAAAAACUCCAUCAGCCUGUGUAAGUUUAUUUUGUGAUCAAUUGCAGAACCCAUGGCUGCUACAAGGAACCCUACAGGCAAGAGAAAGUUAAGUGAUGGUCCAAGGGUUUGUGGUCAGUGUAACAAGAGCUUUAAGUACCCAUCGGAUCUGAAAAAACAUCUGCAGAUUCACACAGGUCAGUGUUAAUGUGAAUGAAUGAAUGACUUGUUUAUUGACACCUUUUGCAGCUUAUAGCUGCUUUGCAGAUACAGGUCAGUUACAUAAACAAUAUAUGAAUAGGACACUAAACGUUAGCAUAUUUUUUAUGGUAAAAAAAUAAGUGAUACAAUCAGUAUUAGAUGGUAGGGUGGUAAAUGAUUAAUUUGAACGUGCACAUGCAGUAAUCCGAAGAUGAGUGAACAAUUCUGCUUUGAAUUAAAGGGAAGAUUGGGUUGUCAGGACAAACUUUUUGACAUAAGCAUCUUCACGAAGUUGCUUUAAGCUCACAAUCCCUGCCUUAGCCAUUGUGUCUUUGUAUGAAGUAAAGGGAAUUUAGAUAAUGGAGAGGACAGGCCUCUGGAUUUUCUCCAUGUCAUUGGUGAGAUAUUGGGGAGAUAAGCAAAAGCAGCGGCUGCUUUUGGUAGAUAAAGUUUGUAGCUUUCUGGGAACAAACUUUAUUUGGCUGCAUGAUGAGCCAGCGAAUUGUCUGUGUGCAGGAUACCUAUCUGUUAGAUGGACACCUUUGGGACCAGUAGCAAGUGUCCAUUUGAGAUGGGUGUCUGCUUAACAGAGAGUUAAAGAAAAAAGAGAAGAAUGGCUGCAGGGACCUACAUUGCAUUUUUAGGUUUCUGUCUAGCAGAGGUGUCUAUGCAAUUGUCCCUUUCAUAAACGGUCACUGCCAUUUUCAAGACACUAUUGACAUGUUACUGAGAGUGUUUCUACUAAAAAUAAAGAAAAGUGCAACCCAGUGUUGACCUGGACCUUUUGUAUCCUAAUCUCUCUUUCUUACCACUACACAACCAAACCGACCCACAAAAUUCCGAAAAGUUCAAGUUCAUAAACUAGCAAACUGUCUCGCUUAAAUGUUACAUCAAUAGCAGGUGACCCUUGCCCUUUCCAUAACUUUUAAUGUAAAUUCAACUUAGGCUUCAAGGUCGUUGUUUCUAAGAUUAUUCAAAAACGUAUUAGUUGCCUUAUGGUAACCUAAUCCAGGGAAUAAUUAUAUUACAUCUAUCAAAACCAAAGGCUUGGUUACCAAUGGUGACAUCGACUGUUUGAAAUGGCAACUGCCGUUUACGAAAGGGAAAUGGGAGGUGUCUAUUUUAUAGAGAGUGAAAGAAAAGGAAUGAAAAAAUGGCAGGGACCAGCUCAAGGCGUCCUUUUUAAUGACAUGUCUGAUGUCUGCAAGGAUUGAGUUGACUGUUUUCAUGAUUUUGGUCCAGUAAAAAAAAGUAAACAUUCGGUGCUUUGACUAAUCAUGACUGUGCCUGAAGAUUUUGUAAAAGUCUUCUGCUCAUUUCUUGUUAAGUGUGCAGACGUUUUCUUUCGGUCAAAUGAUAAAUCCUGUUUCACCGUUUUUGUCCAGAUUUAGAGAUUUAGAACAGUCAACUGAACUCGCUUUAAUACGGACACCUGGGGCCGGCACUAUGUGUCUGUCCUAGAGAGAUUCAUCUUAUAGAGAGUCAACUAAAAGGAGUAGAGAAGACAGGGACUAACUCUAGGUGUCCCUUCUAGUGAGGUGUCUCUCUUAUAGAGGUGUGUAGAGACAAUUACUGUAACUUUGGGUGUGGCUUUGGGCGUGUUAAUAGCUUAAUUAAGGAAAACACAGUUUAAUUCAAGACUUUUUGCUGUAUCGCUUGUAUUAUUAGAUAUAAAGAAAUUCAAGUGUGACGACUGUGGUCGAUUUUUCCGUCGUCUGCAUCAGUUGAAUGUGCACCAGCGAAUUCAUUCUGGAGAGAAACCUUAUGUCUGCAACAGGUACGGUAAUUAACGGCGGAGCACAUGUUCGUGAAAUCUUUUGCCACAUUCUUAAAUCAACGGAUUCUCCUUUAGAGUAAUUGAUAUAACUUUAUCUGUUUUUGAUAUUACUGACAUUUUUUUAAUCUGACAUAAAUAAACGAAUUAAUUGUCACAUCUAGGAUUUCAUUCACGGACUCAAAAGCAUUCGCUGGGACUGCCUUGUACGGUAUAUUGAACAAUACCGUGUGAAUCAAGCAAUCGCUUUAUUUGAAUUUUCAUCCUUUUAUAAAACAACGACAAAGUUACUCCAGCAAGUUUUGUCUCCCAGAGUAAAGAAAUCAAUCUACUCAUUCUCCACUAUCGAUUUCAAAUCUUGCUUGCGAGGUUUGAUUAUAUCCAUUCAGCUUAAUGGGCGUUGUUCUGAGAUAAGCGGCCCGGCGUACAGUUUUACGGUAGGUUAAACCGCAAAUCCGUAUAUCGUUGUUGAUACAGCCCGUAUUGAUGCUUAAUUCCAUAGAGAUUAUUUCAUAAGCCUAAUCCCAUGCUAAUUUGACUUGUCCAUCAGAUAAUCUUCCUAUUUUACGACGCGGAGGUCUUAAAUUGUUUCUUAACAGUACUAAUUCAGAGCAUCAAUCGUCUUAGUUAAUAGUGUGCUAAACUAUAAACUCGCUUCUUUGAAAUCACCAGAAACGCGUUCUUUUGCGCUAAAAAUCAUUAUUUUCACCUAUUCCCGUUCACGGGAUGAAAAGCAAAAAGUAGUUACAUCUAAGUGAUGGAAAAGUUUCGACGCGGGUCACCUUAACAUACUUGUAUUUAUUGUAGCGUGCUUAAGUAAAUGAUUAAAACAUCAUACAGAACUACUUAACAGAGUAAAACAAACAACAACAGAUGAAAUCAUGUUGAAGUUCUUGAAGUCGACUCCAAAUAUAGAAUUCGUUGCACGAUUUUGGUCUUUACCUCCCGCAGUGAAAUUGUUGAUCUUCAAUGUAUUUACUUUCUCUCUGUGCACGUGUUUGACAUGAUCAGCUGUCGAAAAUAAAAACAACUUCUACUUCAUGAAGAAAAACAAAUACCGGUUCCAUUGCUUUCGUUUCGUAUUUUGGGAGACUGAAUUAUUGGUCUCAUCUCCAACCCCACCCAACCCCCCCUUAGUCCUCAAUACAGCUCAGGACCUCGAUUCCUGUACUUUAGGGCCUGUUUACAUGGAGAUGGGGGACCCCAGGUAGGUGAGGUAACUCGCUUAGGUGGGGUAACCCGCCUGUCGAUAUAAGCUCUCAUAUUAAUUUGAUUGCGUUUACAUGAUAGGUGGAGUGACCAUAUGAGAGAUGAUUAUAUGGAAAGGCGGGUUACCCCACCUAAACGGGUUACCUCACCUACCUGGGGUCCCCCACCUCCAUGUAAAACAGGCCCUUAGUUUACACAGUACUACACGCAAUCUUGUGGUGUAAUCAUACAUUCAAAAUGAACCACUCCGUAGGUACUUUGAUAUGGCUACAAUUACUUUCAGUGUGUUAAAGAAUAAAAUGCGCGAUUUUUCUUGAAGAUAACCAUUUCACUCCUUAUACUAACUGAAAUUAAAAAUUUCAGAAAAAUUCCAAAUUGCGUAAAAACAAAUGGUAGGUUGAAAAAGUACAGCUGAAGAGGUUAGUUUAAAUGGUAACAUCAAUGGAUUUCAUAUUCGAACUCAAAAAAAUAGUUUAAAGCACAUAUCCUACCUUCUUAUUGACUCUGUGGUUAACAAGCGUAUUAUUUGCAUGCUUAUAGGUGCGGUAUGGCGUUCCGCCACGACUCCACAGUGACGAUGCACAUCAGGACCAGACAUGAUCACCUGCGUCCGUUUAAGUGUGACGAGUGCGGAAGCCUGUUCGGACGGUUGUCUCAUCUUAAGAAGCACAUCCGAAAAGUAUGCGGCGACAACAAGAACAAAGAGAAACCCAUCGCUCAAUGCCGCUUCUGCGAAGUCACCUUCCCUACCAAGGGGGACUUAAGAAAACACUUGCUUACCUGCGAGAAAAAAGGUCAGAAUGGUUUGUUAUUACUGUUAUAGUUACUUGACAAACGAGAAAAAAGUCAGAAUGGUUUGCCAUAAGUAUUAUAGUUACCUUGCAAACAAGCCUGUUUCCUCUAUGGGUCAGCUUUAUGCUAGAAGCCCUAAUGCAAUGGAAAUAGUGUUAUAGCAUUUCAAGUUCACCGUGAUGAGAAUGGCGUUUAUCACUCUGUUGUCCAUGCACCAGGAAAAAGAUGUGAUAGGGAUACUUGUGCGUACAGUUGUUUCUUUUUCGAUAAACAUUUAUUGUUAGGGUAUUCCAGAAAUAGAAACCUUUCACACAACAUUCAAUGGUGUAUUUUGUGACCAUUUUGUCCUUAUGCUAACUUGUUUUCAGAAAAUUUACUAUGAUAAAAAAUCCCACCAACACGGUUCAUGAAUAUGGACCCACCCUGCGUUCUUGAUGUACGCCUUGUUACGUGUGAGUUUAUUUUUGUCUGUACCUUAAGAACAUUUGUAAAACCCUGUUCCUUGAACUUGCUUGUGUUUUGUCGUUUUGUGCCCCUCAGAGGCCAAAGUGAAAGCUAAAGAAGUUACGCUGCAUAUCUGUGAUAUCUGUAACAAAGAGUUCGCCAGUCCGUACAACCUGCGACGUCACCAGCUCACUCACACGGACGAGAAACCUUAUCAGUGCGAGGUGUGUAACAGGCAGUUCAAAGAGAAAUCCUCCCUGACUAAACAUAUCAAACGCAAACACACUGGCGUAGACCAGGGCAGUCAAACUGACGAGACUGGCGAGCAAGAAGACGGAUACGUCAAUGUUGACGUCAUAGCCGAAUCCGCGGCGGCCAGUGGUGUUACCAUGGAGACAGAGGAAACUGUUGAAGCAGGAAUUGCUGGUGAGAGCGUUGAAGAGACGUCCACUGUGGAUGCAAGCUCGUUAAUUGUGGCAGAUAGUCAAGGUGGCGGUCAGCAGGUGACAGAAGUAGUACAAGCCAGUGGAGAGGUGGAGAUGGCAACAGUGGAGCUGAGUCUUGCUAACGGCGCUUCAGGGCACUCUCACGACGCGUCUGCUCUACAAGCCGCAGUGGAAGCCCUAGUUUCCGCCAGUCAGCAUCAGUUAGCUGGAACUCAAGAACCCAUGGAGGAAGGCGAGGCUUCUACAGGCAAGGAAAUCUUCGAGGGUGUGACAUCCCAGGAUGCCGAGGGAGCUGCUGCACUUAUGGCGGUCUAUGUACCGGAAGUGAAGCCUACUGAGGUUAAUCUGCAGGUGGAGUAUGUACAGACAACUACUGAAGGAGACCAGGAAAUGACGACAACUACAGCAGCAGCCACAGAAGAAGAAAGUUAACUGACUGUAGCUUUUAACAAUACUUUCCUAUAAGGAAUUCCUGUUUUGUUGCUCUUCCGAAGCGUUUGUGUGCUGUUUGAGUUAACCCCUCAUAUGCAUUUUUAAUCAAUUAUGAUUCGUAAUCAAUAUGACCAUUUAAUGGGUAGUAAUGUCUAGCAAACUAGAGGAGAAUUUUUUUUUGUGCGCUGUGACUAGGUACUCACACGCUACGUUACUAUGUUUGCUAUUUUGAACCGAAAACGAAAAAUCUGCCAGAAUUUGGACUUUCGAACUAUUCAGUGGAUAAUUCCGGCAACCAAAAUUGAAUGAAACGGAAAAUUCCAGGAAGAAAUUUUCCUAAACGUGAAUUUUCCCCAGUCGCUUGACUGUCCGCUUUUUUCUUUUCCAAAAUCUGAAUAGAAUGGAUUGCACUCGCAAAAUGCUCCAUAUUCAUCCUACUGAAUGGAAUAGUCAGCUAGUGGUUUUUUAUAGUUGGUAUAUCUGAAAUAAUUAUCCACCUACACCUCGUUAAAUCGUUGUUAAUUAUUUUCAAGUUGCACGUCUCUUAUACGUAGCGUAAGGUAGUGUUAUUUAGUGUGGGAUCUUGCUUUUACUUACUUAGCUUUCGUAGAGUAAACACCCGCUAAGAAAAACCUACUUUUGUUCAGAAGUCUGGCAAAAUGGAUUCUGGAAGGAGAUUAUAGAUUGUCGAUUACCAGAAAAAUGAAUAAACUGUUUACUUAUUCGUAAUUUUAUUCUUAUAAUCCCAACAAAACUUAUUUUACCGAAUUUCCACACAGUUUAGUACAGUAUGUUCUUGUUAUACUUAAAUUUACUACUCAAAGUUACACCUCCUUAAUUGGUUAAAUUCUUUAUCAUAAUAACCCACAUAUAAGAACCUGCUUGAUCUUGCUUGGCUAAACAGGUUGUUGUAUUUUUGGGUAUUGAGGUGGCAAGUACUCCACAAGUUCUUAUUAGCGGGUUUGUCACUUCUAGAACUGCCCUUUAUUGUGUUUUACUCGAGCUUUUUGGAUUGAUAAUAUCUUCGGUUUUGAGUUCGCAUGGUUUGUUUUAGUGCUUAUAUUUAUUGUACUGGAAUCAGCUUCAAAAUGUAAUUGUAUUUUCCUUAAUUCUUUCAGAAGUAAAACCGUACGUAGGAGUUAUAUUACCCAGCGUAAUUGUUU